Messenger RNA from Carlito syrichta (Philippine tarsier), 957 nucleotides. RefSeq names its product olfactory receptor 6C6-like. Gene Ontology annotation, molecular function: olfactory receptor activity; G protein-coupled receptor activity. The record is from RefSeq and is a predicted model, not a curated record. Gene Ontology annotation, biological process: G protein-coupled receptor signaling pathway. Gene Ontology annotation, cellular component: membrane. The transcript has a single exon. Bases 1 to 957 code for a protein of 318 amino acids. Lineage: Eukaryota; Metazoa; Chordata; Mammalia; Primates; Tarsiidae.
AUGAAGAACCAAUCAAUGGCGAUAGAGUUCAUUCUGCUUGGACUGACAGAUGACCCUCUACCACAGAUUGUGAUUUUCCUGUUUCUAUUUUUUAAUUAUGUUUUGAGCCUAAUGGGGAAUUUAGUCAUCAUUCUCCUCACGCUGCUUGUUCCCCAUCUCAAGACUCCAAUGUAUUUCUUCCUACGAAAUUUCUCCUUCUUAGAAAUUUCAUUCACAACCGUCUGUAUUCCACGAUUCUUGGUAAGCAUUCUAACCGGAGACAAAACCAUUUCCUACGAUGGUUGUGCAACUCAGUUAUUCUUUUUUCUUUUAUUAGGAGUUACUGAGUUUUACCUUCUGGCGGCCAUGUCCUAUGACCGCUAUGCUGCUAUCUGCAAACCGCUACAUUACCCCAUCAUUAUGAGCAGCAAAGUAUGCUAUCAACUUGUACUCAGCUCUUGGGUGACUGGAUUUCUCAUCAUUUUUCCCCCUUUGGUUUUGGGACUCCAGCUGGAUUUUUGUGCUUCCAAAAAUAUUGAUCACUUCUUAUGUGACUCUUCUGCUAUUCUGCAGAUCUCUUGCACAGAUACACAUUUCAUAGAAUUAAUGGCUUUUGUCUUAGCUGUGGUGACACUUGUCAUCACAUUGUUGUUAGUGGUCCUCUCCUACACGUACAUCAUUAAAACCAUUCUAAGAUUCCCUUCUGCUCAACAACGAGCAAAGGCCUUUUCCACCUGUUCCUCACACAUGGUUGUUGUCUCUAUUACUUAUGGGAGUUGUAUCUUUAUAUAUAUGAAACCAUCAGCAACGAAAAGGGUAACUUUAACCAAAGGAGUAGCUGUGCUCAACACCUCUGUUGCCCCUUUACUCAACCCCUUCAUUUAUACACUAAGGAACCAGCAGGUGAAAGAAGCUCUCAGAGAUGUGCUUCAAAGAUUUUAUUUUCAAAACAAUGAGGCGACAUUUGGAUGCAAAUAG